AUGCCCAAUUCGAAGCGCCUGGCGGCGUGGGUCGAUACCGUUCUUGCACUUUGGUGUUGCCGAGACUUGUUUCGGGUGCGGCCAAUUUUGCGAAAGGGUUUGCGGAGGCCUGCGUGGGCCUCGGCAGAAGUUCGCAACCUGAAUACUCGACGACGCAUCUGGGCCGGCAAGAUCCAGGAUGCCAAACGCUUGGUUGCGAGGACCUACGCCGACAAGGUCGGCGAAGUCCGUUUGGCGCAAGGGGUUGCCAAGAUUGGUCAAUUUUGUGAGGAGGCCUCUGCAACGUGGACGCUUUUUCUUCAGGCGCAGGACGACGCCAAGGCGGUGCUUUAUGUGGACCGGGAGGGACCAGGUUGGGACUGCACGGUCAGCAAACCGAACCACUGGAUACGUGCGAAGGAGCUGCGUGAGGGCUGCGAACUUUUCAAAGACAACGGCGACUUCAACGACAUCGACCAAGGCAGCACGGGCGACUGCUACCUGCUCGGGGCGUUGGCCAGCGUUGCGGCCAAUCGCAAAGCCUUCUUCCGCCAGGUCUUCAUUGCCUACGACAUGGAUGUGGGCGUCUACGGGCUAUUGUUCUGCAAAGAUUCCCACUUCACUUAUGAAAUCGUGGACGACGUCCUGGCCGCGAAGAACCACAGCAGAGCAAUGUAUGCGGAAAGCACGGAUCGAACCGAGAUGUGGGUAUCAAUCCUGGAGAAAGCGUUCUUCAAGCACUACACGUGCAUCGAGAUGUGUGACGGGGGCCACGGCACGGAAGCGGCAUUCAGCUUCCUGGGUGGCCUGGCCGGCCGCUAUGCGAUCGGCGAUGACGAGUUCGACCACCCGGAGAAGUUCUUCGACUCGAUGAAGCGGGCCCUCACGAGUGGCGAGAUCAUGACCACGGGCUUCUCCGAGCCAAGCAAAGGCAAGUAUGCGGACAUGGGUGGCGGAGCAGAUGGGCAGUGCGGUGAGAAGGGCCUUCCAUUUGGGCUUCACGGUGGCCAUUGCUACUCUGUGAUUCGUGUCGCGGAGGUGGAUGGAAGCCAGCUUUUCUGCUUUCGGAAUCCUUGGGCACAUGGCGAGUGGACGGGCCCUUGGGGUGACAAGUCGGAGGAGUGGACGGACGAACGGCGCGAGGCCGUGGGCUCGAAAGCGGGGGAUGACGGCGUCUUCUACAUGGCCGUUCAGGACUACGUGCAGCUCUCCAACAGGUCCGACUUCCUCCGCACCUUUGGGCCGGCCUGGCAGACGGUGCGGUCCUACGGCCGCUUCAGCGAUGCGCCCAUGAAAGCGCGGGCGAAGAAGAACUACCAAGCGCAAGACGACGACGCCGAAACAGGGCUAAUAUCGAGAGUGAGCAUCGAGGAAGAGAUUUCCUUCGACAAGGGUGACACGAUCGACGUGAUUGAGGUCCAAGGACUCGGCUGA
This is a messenger RNA of Symbiodinium natans, 1413 nucleotides long. Lineage: Eukaryota; Dinophyceae; Suessiales; Symbiodiniaceae. The record is from the annotation of a GenBank genome assembly.